AGCUUUUCCACUCGAGCUUGACAGGAGAAAGAAAGCACUUCCGGUGUCCUUCUACUGCCGGCCCACGGCUGCACGUGACAGGGAAAAGGUCAGUGUUGGUGGCAGUGAAGCAGCGUGUAAAGUCUUGUGGAUCAUGGCUCAGAACUUAAAGGAUUUUGCUGGGCGUCUGCCCGCCGGCCCCCGAGGAAUGGGAACUGCUUUAAAGCUGUUUCUGGGAGCCGGAGCUGUGGCUUAUGCAGUGAAAGAGUCCGUAUUUACAGUGGAAGGAGGUCACAGAGCUAUUUUCUUCAAUCGUAUUGGGGGAGUACAGAAAGAUGUAAUUCUCACAGAAGGGCUCCAUUUCAGGGUCCCCUGGUUUCAGUACCCCAUUAUUUAUGACAUUCGUGCAAGACCAAGAAAAAUCUCUUCACCAACUGGGUCCAAAGAUCUGCAGAUGGUAAAUAUCUCACUGCGAGUCCUGUCCCGGCCGUUGGCCUCAGAUCUUCCGUCUCUGUAUCAGCGGCUCGGCGUGGAUUACGAUGACCGAGUUCUGCCGUCCAUUGUUAAUGAAGUAUUGAAGAGUGUGGUGGCCAAGUUCAAUGCGUCUCAGCUCAUUACACAGAGAGCACAGGUCUCCCUAUUGAUUCGGCGGGAGCUUACGGAGAGGGCAAAAGAUUUCAGCAUUAUCUUGGACGACGUGGCCAUUACUGAACUGAGCUUUAGCAGAGAGUACACUGCCGCUGUUGAGUCCAAGCAAGUUGCCCAACAGGAGGCCCAGCGAGCUCAGUUCUUGGUGGAAAAGGCCAAACAAGACCAAAAGCAUAAAAUUGUUCAAGCAGAGGGAGAGGCAACGGCAGCAAAAAUGAUUGGUGAUGCCCUCAGUAAAAAUCCUGGUUAUCUGAAGCUUCGACGGAUUAGAGCAGCUCAGAGCAUUGCAAAGACUGUCGCAUCCUCUCAGAACCGCGUCUUUCUCAGUGCCGACAGUUUGGUGUUGAACCUUCAGGAAGACUCAUUUACCAGAGGAAGUGACAGCCUUGUUGCCAAACAAGGAAAAAAGUGAGCAGCGAAGAUUAUAUUUCGGUCUCCAGUUCCUUCCCCGACCACUUAUUCCCUUGUCUGUCUGUCCGUCUCCCUUUUAUCCCCCCUAAAUGUCACGUCCCUCUGGGAUUGGCUGAAACCUGCCAUCACCAAGAUCUUUAUAUAAAACAACCGUACCUCUA
Xenopus laevis (African clawed frog) is the source of this 1199-nucleotide messenger RNA. It is a transcript of the gene phb2.L, whose product is annotated as prohibitin 2 L homeolog. Gene Ontology annotation, cellular component: mitochondrion; mitochondrial inner membrane; membrane. Lineage: Eukaryota; Metazoa; Chordata; Amphibia; Anura; Pipidae. Gene Ontology annotation, biological process: mitochondrion organization. The record is from RefSeq and is a predicted model, not a curated record. Bases 134 to 1039 code for a protein of 301 amino acids. The transcript has 11 exons.